UGCUUUCCUCUGAGUAUGAAGUAUCCGUUCAAUCUGUUUCCAACACUCGCUGAUGUUGAAUUCAUUUACUGCCCUGUACUUGGGGCAAUUGGAGUGCCCAUUAACUUGAUGGCAAUCAUAAUCCUAUCUCGCAGAACCUGUGGACUCUCCAAAUGUGUCAAUCGCUACUUGGUGGCGAUGGCUGCGGCAGAUCUUCUGGUUGUCUUCACCGAUGUAAUGUUGAGAUGGUUUACCAUUUACUUUCCAAUUUCUUUCCUGGAUAUUACUUUUGUAUGUAGUUUGAUAGAAGUACUGAUGUUUGCCACCACAGUGUGUUCAGUAUGGCUGACAGUUGCUUUUACCUUUGAUCGAUUCGUGGCUCUUUGUUGUAAGAAGCUAAGAACAAAAUACUGCACUGAGAAAACAGCACUCGUGGUUGUUGCAACAGUGAGUGUGUUGGGCUGUUUGGAAAGCAUUCCCUGGUUCUUCAAAUACAGAGCUAAAUACACCUUCAAUAACCUGGAGUGGUUUUGCAUCAAAAAAGCAGAUUAUUACACUUCAAUCUUCUGGACUGUGUAUGUACUUCUCCAUCGCUUUUUAACUCCGUUAGUCCCAUUUCUUCUGAUCGUUCUGUUUAACAUCCUGACAGUCAGACACAUCUUCAUGGCCAGUAAAGCCCGAAGGAGACUCUGGAUGGAAACUGAGAGGGAGGGUCCUGGUGACCCAGAGAUGGAAAGGCGCAGAAAGUCCAUCAUUUUACUCUUUUCUAUCUCAGGCAGUUUUAUCCUGUUAUGGAUGACCAAUGUUACAUGUUUCAUCCAUCAGCGAAUUGCAUUUGUGUAUGGUUCAUCUCCACCUUCACCCACUAUGGGUACCAUUGGAUACCUGCUCCAGCUCCUCAGUACCUGCACAAACACUUGCAUCUACACAGUGACCCAGAGUCAGUUCCGAGAGCAGUUAAAAACAGUUGUCAAAUAUCCUUUCAGUUUGAUUCGCAGAGCUAUCAAACUAUGA
Molecule: messenger RNA, 993 nt
Organism: Stegostoma tigrinum
Lineage: Eukaryota; Metazoa; Chordata; Chondrichthyes; Orectolobiformes; Stegostomatidae
Product: probable G-protein coupled receptor 139
Exons: 2
Coding region: 16-993 (325 amino acids)
Biological process (GO): G protein-coupled receptor signaling pathway
Cellular component (GO): membrane
Molecular function (GO): G protein-coupled receptor activity
Source: RefSeq, a predicted model, not a curated record